AUGGAAUUGAGAAGUGGCAAGGUUUGCGAAGCGGCCAAGGCCAUGGCUACCGACCGCCGAGCGAAAAAGCUGAAGAAUCGGCAGAUUCGCCGCUGGGUCAUCGACAGGUACGAGUCGAACCCAGCGGACGAUUGCUGUCAAUCCGAAGUCGACGGCUCGGAUGUCGAUAGCUCUGCCGAGAAACCGGCGCCGCCAACGCAACCCCGACGCGCAAAUAAGCGCGGAGUCUGGUCGAAGAAGGCGUCUUUGGGUGGAAAGCCUGGGCCCCGUGGGGUCACCCUCCGGGGGAUGCUGGGAGCCGCGAAGAGUGUAUACUCUUACGCGGGCCUUGAUCUAGACAAGAUGAGCUUAUAUGACCAUAUAAGCUACAUCUUGUCUCAGAUCAAGGAUGACGAAACCCCACUGCCCAAGACAAUCGUGUCAAGGGAGGUGGUGGUGAUGGCCCAGCAUCAGCAGCACUUCGCGAGGGAGAACCUCGGUGCUUGCUUGGCCAUGCUAGCUAUCGGGGCCAAUGUCACCUUGCUGGAUUUAAACGAUCGGGUCAAGAUAUGCGAGAACUGUUUCUCGAGGUUCCGCUACCCUGUCCCUCGUUUCGUCCCAGAGAAGGCAGCUAGCAUCCUUCAGCGUCCUUGCGAGUACCAUCCAGGGCAAUUGCGCUCGUUCAACGACGCCCUGGAUGAGAGCGACAAGACACGCAAGCUGGGAGGCGGAUUCUUGAGCCAGGGUCAAGUCAAGCUGGAGGAGUUCAAGCUGUGGAUCAGUACCUGUUACUGGGACUGCUGCGGCGGAAAACUCCUAGAGGUCGAUCCCGCGUCGUUAAAGCGAAGCCAGAGGAAGAAGAGGGACCCUCCCAAAGCUUGGGAGAUACCUAACCCGCACGAUGGGAAGGUGGGAUGUGUCAAGAAACACGAGCAUAUCCCAAUCCUGGUGUGA
Messenger RNA from Annulohypoxylon maeteangense, 933 nucleotides. RefSeq lists its product as uncharacterized. Lineage: Eukaryota; Fungi; Ascomycota; Sordariomycetes; Xylariales; Hypoxylaceae. The coding region runs from base 1 to 933 and encodes 310 amino acids. The transcript has 2 exons. The record is from RefSeq and is a predicted model, not a curated record.